Dictyostelium discoideum AX4 is the source of this 1743-nucleotide messenger RNA. RefSeq lists its product as hypothetical. NCBI's taxonomy places the organism in Eukaryota, Evosea, Eumycetozoa, Dictyosteliales, Dictyosteliaceae. The transcript has a single exon. The record is from RefSeq and is a predicted model, not a curated record. Gene Ontology annotation, molecular function: thiol oxidase activity; oxidoreductase activity. The coding region runs from base 1 to 1743 and encodes 580 amino acids.
AUGAAAAAAAUUAAUUUAUUUUAUUUAAAUUUAAUAAUUUUUAUUAUAUUUUUAAAUUUUAUUUAUGGAUCAUCAGAAAUUAGAUCAAAAAGAAUUCAAAUUCAACAGUCAAGUUUUCAUUUUUUAAGUGCAACUGGUUAUAGAGCAUCAUUAACUGAUCAAGAAUGGUGUGAAGAAUAUCAAGUUAAAACUGGUAGAGAUUAUUACUGGUCAGAUUUUAGAUCAAUGGCAAUUAAUUAUUUAGAUCUUUAUAUUGCAUUACAAUUUGAUGUUGAAUGUGAAGCACAAUUAAUUGAAUUUCGUAAAUUUUUCAUUGAAAAUAUUAAUCAACCUCCACCCUUUUCAAAAAAUUCUACAAUUUGGGAUACAACUUAUUUACAAUUGGCAUUGAAUGCAUUCACUUGUGGUUUUAAUGGUAGUAAAAUAGAGGAUUUUGAAUUUGUUUCAAGUGAUUUAAGAACAAAUUUCAACAGUGAACCAUUGAAACAAAAAGUUUGGUUUAUAAUUGGUGAUUAUAUUCAUAGUGAAUAUAAACAAAGAGAGAAUUCAAAUCGUAGAAUGGAUUAUGAUUCAGGUUUAUAUAUACCAUUUUUAGAUAAAUAUACUGGUACCGAUUAUACUGCAGAUCAACAAAUUAGAGCAGGUUAUCCAUCAUAUAUGGGCAGAAGUUUAUGGUUUAUUUUUCAUACUGUAGCUCAAAGAAUUUCAGAUUCUCAAUGUGAGAAUGAUAGUAAUUCAAAAGAGAUUUAUAAUCAACUCACUCAAAAGGUUAAAAACUUUAUUACAUCAUUCCUUUAUCAACAUCCAUGUCCAAUUUGUAGAGAACAUCAAAUCUCUAGAAUCUUUGUAAACGAUAGAUACGCAAAGGAUCCAAUCGAUAAUGAGGCAAUACGUUAUUAUCCAAUUGAACAUUUAUUAAUGGGUGGUAUUAGAGGUGAUACCUAUGGUAAACUUUCAACCUUAAUACCAACUGAUAAGAAAUCAAUCGCUGCUUUCUUUUGGAAACUUCAUAAUGCUAUCACUGCAUCAGUUGAUAAUGGUUGUCAAUGUUUCUCUGAAGAAUAUGAAGAUAAAUCUCCUUAUAAAUGUGUUUUCGAUUAUAAAUUACAAAUUCAACCACAAUUCCCAAGACAACAAAGAUUAUUCCCAUUUGGUAAAAGAUUUGAAUUCUUUUUAUCACCAGAUCAUAAUUAUACAUUAUUCGAUGAAAUUAGAUCACAAUUCAUUCCAAUGGUUACUGAAAUUAAUCAAUUGGAUAGUUUUGCUUUAAGAAAAGAGUUAUUCCAAUAUUGGAGCCAAGGUAUUUCAAUUAGUAAGAAAUCUCAAAAUACUAUUAAUCAAUUACUCUCUUUAAUUUCAAAUAUGACAACUCAAUUUAUGAAUUCAAAUGUUUUAUCAGCUUCUUAUAGUUAUCAAUCGGAUUUACCUUUACAAUGUAAUUUAAUCCUGGAAAAAUUGAAUGCCUCAACUCAUUCUCUUUCCACUCCAACAAUUAAAGAUGCUUUCCCUCCUUCAGUUUGUAAUCCUUAUUUACAACCAUCAGUAUGUGAUCAACAAUAUCUCUAUAGAUAUUUCACUCAACCACCUGUAACAUCACCUCCAAAAUCAACUAAAAAUGUUGAACCUAUUAAUUCAACAAUCGCUACUACCACAACAACAACUACAAAUAAUAAUAAUAACUCUUAUAUAUUAAAAAUUAAUUUUAUUUUAAUAUUAAUUUUAUCAUUAUUUUCAUUAAUUUAA